This is a messenger RNA of Macrosiphum euphorbiae (potato aphid), 387 nucleotides long. Lineage: Eukaryota; Metazoa; Arthropoda; Insecta; Hemiptera; Aphididae. The record is from the annotation of a GenBank genome assembly.
AUGGCACCCGGAACUGGUAAAGCUAUGAAAAAGACGUCGCCGGGCAAAGCGCAGAAAAGCGUCGUUGCCAAGCCAAGUGGCGGCAACAGGAAGCGCAAGACCAAGAGGCUCCAAACGUACGGCAUCUACAUAUACAAAGUGCUGAAACAAGUGCACCCCGAUACCAGCAUCUCGUCAAAGGCCAUGAGCAUCAUGAACAGCUUCGUCAACGACCUUUUCGAGCGCAUCGCCAGCGAGGCCAACCGUCUGGCCCAGUACAACAAGCGCAGGACGAUCUCCAGCAGAGAGAUCCAGACGGCCGUCCGGCUUUUGUUGCCCGGCGAAUUGGCCAAGCACGCGGUCAGCGAAGGCACCAAGGCCGUGACCAAGUAUACCAGCUCCAAAUAA